AUGUCUUCUGAAGAUGUUCGCAUCGAAACUCUAGAAGAAGAUGGAAGUAGUGGAAGAGAUUCAAUAUAUUUUUCUACAAUCAGAAGUCGUCACGCUGACCAUUUCUUUGCUGAUAUGCUUAAUCAUAACACAAAAGAAGAGAAAAAAAGAGUGAUUCGAUAUCUUGAGUACGAUGAAAUCAAUUCGAUAUCUAUGCGUCCUUACCCAAAUCUUCUCCUUAACAAACUUUCAUUUUCCAAAGAUCUCAGAUCGUCUUCUGACAAAGCUCUUCUUCGUUUACCUGUCUUGAAGCAGGAAUUUCAUAAUGUAUCGCUGGAGUUGACAAGUGCUGAUGUAAUGGCACUUCUGUACACAAAAGAAUCUGAAAUGUUGAGUUUACUUCGAGUCAUCUGUGGAAUUCGCGAUUUGAGAGGAAAACUGUCUGGAGAUAUUCUAAUCAAUGGGCACAGAAUGUCAAGGGAUCGAUUGGAAAAGACUCUUGCAUUCGUGUCCAUGGAGCCACCUAUUUCUACUCUCACUGUCCGUCAGUAUCUUCAUGUUCAUGGAAAAUUCAAUCCACCAAUGAUAGAAAGAUAUGGAGGAGUUGGUCAUCUGGUAUCCUAUGCACUGGAGAAACCAGAAAUUAAUAAACUUCAGAUAAACAAACUGAUGACUGAUCUUGGCCUGAUGCCAGUAUGUGAUAUAAUCUGCAGUCGUCUGAAUCGAUCUCAAUGGGAAAGAGUCAAAGUGGCUGCUCAGUUAAUAAGAGAUCCUACGAUUCUGGUGAUUUCCGACGUUUUCAAGGAUAUUGAUGUUCAUGAUCAAUGCUUUUUGAUUGAGUAUCUCAGAGAAUGGGCAGUAAAAACUAAUCGGAUUGUUAUAAUGGCAGUGUCCCCAACAAGUCCACAAAUUCUGAAGAUGUUCUCUAAAACAAUGAUACUUGCUUCUGGUAGAGUCGUCUACUUUGGAGCUCCAAAAUCUAUGCAACAAUACUUUGAAUCUGUUGGCUGCCCUUGUCCGCCAUAUAAGAAUAUUUGUGACUAUUACGUUGACCUAGUAACUCAUGACAACUUGACAUCAGAUGCUUCUCGUGAAUCAUCAGUGAGGAUAGCGAGACUUGUGAAUAAAUGGAACCAGACUGCUCCUCCGGUAAGAAGAACUGCUAGUGGCAAGUUUCUUCUUGAUCUACCAUCAGCUGGAGUUCUAAGGAGAGCAUUUACUGUGUUGAGUCUCUUCUGGUUCAACUUCAGUAACAAUCGAGUGUCUCGGAUGGGAUUUGUUCUUUUCGUCUUUUCUUUAUCCACUAUUCUUUCUCUCUAUUUAUCAGAUCUCACAUUAACUCUCCCUGAUGCAUUUCUGGAUCGAAAUUCUUUUAUGGAUCUAGUUAUUCUAUAUUUUCCUAUGCUGUUGGGAUUGUUGAUAUUGAAGAAAAGUGAGUGGAAAUCUAUUAAAAUAUAUCUCAAUUUUUAUUUUCUAGGUCGACAUCGUCUGAAAGAAUUUCUGAAGUUAUAUUCAUUUCGAAACAACUGCUCGUCUCUGUUACUUGUAGUUUUGUCAGUAAUUGUUGAGCUACCAUUUACAAUGUUAACUUCCGCAGUUUUUGCUAUUCCAGUUUCCAUCUUCACAGAUUACCAACGGAAAUCAUCAAGCUAUGCAACUUCGUUUGUUUCCUUAUCUUCUACGAUGUUUCUCAAUAUCACUGUAACACAACUGCUUGCUAAUUCACUGUGCAGUUUACACAGCGAACCUUUAUCCUUUUUCUUUUCUGUAGUUUCGUGGUUUCUCUUCUUCAUCUCCACAGGUUUCCCGGUGCCAAUUUCUUCAAUGCUCAAAACGUUCAGUCCAGUUUUCUCUCCAUCCUUCUUCCUUUUCAAAUUUCUUUACGAAGAAAUUUUGCGAAUACAUUUUUUUUCAGAAAAAAUUAGAAUACUUUUCCAAAUUCGAUGUAUAUAUUUUUUAGCAAAAAUGGAGGAGUUGAACGAGGAUGAAUUGUUUGCUAGAUAUUAUGCAGCUAAAAAGCAAUUUAAAAAAGUCAAAAAGUAUCUCACUUUCAAUGAGCGGAUUGCACAAAUGGGUGGUGAUAAUGGUCGAUUUUCGCGAAAGUUAACUGCAGACACUUCCUACGAAACGUAUUUCGAAGAUGCUGUUGAAAAUUGGAGAGGAGAGGACCAGGGUCCAGAUCUUCAAGAAUUUAUCAUGGCCAUUCAAGUGAAAGAUAUCAAGACAUAUGCUCAAUUAUUGCACAGAUCGGAUGAGAUCUUCAAUGUUCUCUGCGAGCACCUAGCAAAACCAGAAUCACGCUCGAUUCCUGCAUUGUGUGGAAUUCUUUCAGCUCUUGCACGAGAUCUUCGAGAGAAUUUCAAUGGACACUGUUGGAAAUCGAUAGAAAUUCUGGUCAAUCUUUUAGAUCUUGGUGAAAGAGUGGCCGAGAACAUGGAAGCUGCCUAUCUCUGUUUUUCGAUUCUUGUUAAGGUUCAAGCCAAUUUUCUUGCAAAACAACUGAAAAAAUCGUUCACAAAUUUUCUACCGCUAUUCGCUAGUAGCAGAGACUUUGCCCGCCGAUUCGCUGCUGAAGCGUUUGCGUAUCUUCUUCGCAAGUCGACUGAUUUGCGAUCAAUUUCCGGAUUCGUAACGAAACAAUCGUUCAAAACACCCCAUAACUAUCUUUCUGACGGUUGUGCUCUUCUCUUCUACAACACUUUUGUUGGAAUCGCUGGAAAUUUUCAUAGCAAUUCUGAGCAGCUAUUCAGAGAUAUCGUUCACGCUCUCGUUCAUGCCGAGUCUGAAGAUGUUGAGAAAUCUGAAGAGUUUCAUGAUUUUUGUGUCAAAAUUCUCAUGCAGAUGGUUGGGUACACAAUUGAAUACGCUAGAAACUCUACCAACGACAAACGAUUCUUUUAUCAGAAUGUUUUGACGACUAUGCUUGGAGAAUCGAAAACAAUGAAAGAGGUGAUCAGUUUGAUGCGUUUGCUCCAUCCUUGCAUUGUUCUGAAAAACGAAGAAUUGAUGAAUGAAGUGACCAAGAAGAAGAAGAAGAAAGAGAAAGAUAAUAAGAAAAAUAAGGGAAAGAAUGAGCUGAAAAAGGCGGAAAAGGUGGAAUUCGUUUGUGUGACCGAGCUGAAGAAAAGUCUUGAGAACGCAGUGAAAGUUGCGGAUUUUGAAUUGGAACAUUAUUCAGUAGAUUUUAUCAGCGAGACACUGCUGACCAUUUUCAACGAUGACAAAAAUCGACUGUUUUCAAGAGAUAUUGCACUGAAGAUUGUGGAAAAAACGAAAAACUACCAAACCAUCAUUGAACUUUUGUUGAAGACCAUUAACCUGGAAUCCUUUGAUUUGUACAUGAUGCCUGCGCUGGGAAAAAUUGCAACAGAGAUUAUCAAGAAUCCGGAUAAUAGCAGUUUAAUGAAACAAAUCGUCAGUUUCUACUCAAUUCUGUGCUCGACCAGACGCCCGAUUAGAGAAACUGUGGACAGAGAAUCUCGAUCCAACUUCUUCGAUCUUUCCAACCAUUACCCUUUCAGAGAUUGGCUUGUAAACAAUUUCAAAUUUGAAAUUCGCAGAACGCUCAGCUUUGAAUACAUCAUCGACAUGGUUGUGGCGUGGCCCUGGCUUUAUUCGCAAGCUGAUUCUGUAAAGGGAUCGGAAGAUAUCCUCGACACUCUUCUGGAAGCAAUCCAGUCUUCAAAUACAAGCAUUCUGAAUGGUCAACUCGUUAACGCAUGCACGGCUGGUCUUUAUUUAACCAAUAAGAACUUGUUAAAGAAAGUACCAAAGGAAGAUGUUGAGAAAUUCCUGGAGCGUCAAAAGUGCUCUGAAUCUUCGCUUCUUGCUUUCGAAAUGUUUGUUUCUGUGUACGGAGUCUCUCGAGAAGUGGAACACAUGAACAAAGUGGUUGAUUUGCUUUUCCCUGCCAUUUUCAGUUCUAAUGGUCUAGUUCGGCAGAAGGUCUUCAAGAUUUUGAGCAGUUUUGAGCUACCGCUACCUAAAAUUGUCGAUGAAGAAGAAAACGUUCGUCAACAAACGAAAUCAGUAUUCGAAGUUCUGUAUGAAGCAGAGGACAGCGAGCUAACCAACUUCCGAGAACGUUUAUUGCAUCUCCGAAAACUUCGUCAUGGGGAUCAUAAAGAGUUUAUUCCGAUUGGCUCCAGCGAAAAAGUUGAAAUGAUGAUUGUUGCUGAUUUGGUUUCCCAGUUCUUCGUCGGGUUCUCCCCACUCUGGAAAGGAGUUUACGAAGUGUUGGCAACUUUCGCGAAUGAAAUGAAUAUUGACACUUUCUGGAAUGUCCUGAAUUUAUGGAUCAAUAAUGUUAAUGAUAACAUCAACAAUGGAGAGCGGGAAACGGAGAAAGGCAGGCUUGUCGGCAUCGAUCAAACGAAUCGUUCCGAUUUUGUGAAUGCCAGAAUGCAACUGUUCAAUUUCAUGGAAACCAUUCCAGAUGUUGUUGAAAGAAGAACACGAGUUAUCAUUCCAGCUGCAAAGUCUGUUUAUAUGGAGCCGCAAAUUCUGCAAAUGUAUGAACAACUUCUUGGAUCACGUUAUGAGAGUAUUCAAAAAGCUGCGCUCUCUUGUAUCUUCUCGUACAGAAACACGAUUCUUGCCAAAUAUCGCGAGAAUUUGGCAGCUUUGAUUGACGAGAAAACACUCAGACAAACCCUUCCGUCGUUUAAACUGUCCAAUGACGAAGGUGACGUUCAGGUAGCCGACGAGCAUCGAUCAGUCGUUGUGCCGAUACUUUUGCGUUUGCUUAGUGGAAAGUUGCUCAUCAACAACAAGCAGAAAGGCAUGAUUUCACGACGAAAUGGAAUCAUUUACAUCAUUGGUGGAUGCCGUAGCGACGAGCUGACGUUCUUCCUUCAGCUAUUUUUCAAGCAAGUCUACAAAGUUUUUGGUGAGAAAUCGCUGUUUGGAUGUGGAAAAUUGAAUUGUCUGUUUGGCCAAGGAGAAACGUUUGAGGAUAUCGAGAAGAAAUGCUCCAAAUUAUUGUUCCUCACAAAUGUUCACAUCAAAGUAUUCCAGAAGUAA
This is a messenger RNA of Caenorhabditis briggsae, 5001 nucleotides long. RefSeq names its product Protein CBR-ABCX-1 (gene Cbr-abcx-1). The record is from RefSeq and is a predicted model, not a curated record. Gene Ontology annotation, molecular function: ABC-type transporter activity; ATP binding; ATP hydrolysis activity. Gene Ontology annotation, cellular component: nucleolus; small-subunit processome; 90S preribosome. Lineage: Eukaryota; Metazoa; Nematoda; Chromadorea; Rhabditida; Rhabditidae.